AUGCUCAUUCAUUUCUCAUCCCCUCAUGGAUUGCAAGAGACCACUGACUUUGUUUCUCAUCCCGAUCCUCCGUUCUUUUCCUCCUCUUUUGGUGGGCUUCUGUUGGUUGCAGAAGAAGCAAAAGUAAAGCAAGAAGAUCGAUGGCAAUUGCUUUCUCUCUCACCCAUCUUCCCAACAGUGGAUGAAACCUCUCAAAGCUGUGAUGACAUUGAGAUUCUUGCAAAUGGGGAUGAGUCAGAAGAAGGCGACAUUUUACCUGAUUUGGAGGUUUUGGAGUUGAGCCUGUUUGCCGAAAUUGAGAGCAAUACUGGAAGGGCAACCGUCAAUAAGAAGCUUCUCAAAUCUCAAUUAUUUGAGAUUGGAAGAAUUUACUGCGAUCGGCUUGAAGAUAUUUUUGAAGAGAAUGAGAUUGAACCUGAGAUGAUCAGAAGUGAUGGUCAUCAGCUCCCAAGAUUCAUCCAUUGUGGGAAUGUGUUUUUAUGGAUUUGUAGCAAAGAUUAUCUUCUGAUUGAUGAAUGUUGUAUUUCUGAAAGCUGGAGUUUGUAUAGGGCAAAGAUUUCCAGUGAGCCCGGAAAGUAG
Messenger RNA from Dovyalis caffra, 579 nucleotides. The record is from the annotation of a GenBank genome assembly. Lineage: Eukaryota; Viridiplantae; Streptophyta; Magnoliopsida; Malpighiales; Salicaceae.